AUGGAUCCAAAGAGACCUCCAGAUGUCAGCAGUAGUGCAAGUGUCCCCGGGAUGGGCCGCAGAGGAGGGCUGCAGCCUCAGGAGCAGGCUAUAGGAGGAAGUAGAGGGCUGCUGCUCUCUUCAGAAGGGUUUGGUAUAGGACGAGCCAGAGGUUUCCCCACUCUCGGCGAUCAUCACAGACAAAGAAUAACUCCCCCCGCUGUGAAUCCUGCAUUCGGCAGAUGCCUGCCCUUCCCAGCAGCUGAGCCAAAAGUUGGGUUUGCAAGAGGCGAUAUCCGGCCUCCUCUGGAGCACAAACCUCCAGGGGGACCCAAGAUGCAAGACCUGGCUUUGACAACAAAAGAGGAUGAUGUGGCUGCCUUCGGUCAAAGAUCCUCCCUGGUCUCAAUGUUUAGAGGAAUGGGCAUCAGUCACUCCAUUACCUCAUUGGGGAGAGCUCCACCUCCGGGAAAAGGAGCAGGUGGAGAUAUGGGUGAGCCGUGCCCAGUGGGUGUCAUCAGCAGCCCAGAAGGCCAACUUGAACCGGUGAUGGACGGAGUCGUCAGUUUCCAUGGCCGAGGUCAGCCCCCUCAGACGGUGGUCGGGCUUGGUAGAGCAGCGGUGCCUUUCCUCGGAGCUGGAAGAAGACAAGCUCUUCCUCCUGUGACUCCAGGUCACAUCGAGCCAUUUCCUCCGGCCUUUAAGGCACAAGCAGCCCCACACUGUCACACUCCACCCACAGGAGCCGCGCCCCCGAUGCCCACUACUCGAGAGGAGCUGGUGCCGGGAAAGUCGGGGUUUUCUUCUGCUGCAGCACCCAAGGAGUUGAUGAAAAUAGAGGCAGUCCGUGAGGCUCCAUAUAAGGCUGGAACAAAAGGAACUCCGAUCAAGAUCGGCUCCAACCACAUCAUGAUCCGGUGCAAAAACGAGGCCGUGUAUCAGUACCAUGUGACCUUCAUUCCAAAUGUGGAAUCGAUGGCGAUGCGUUUCAGCAUGAUGAAAGACCACCGCUCCGUCACGGGAGAAGUCCUCGCUUUCGAUGGCUCCAUUCUCUUUCUGCCUGUCAAAAUGGAAGACGUGGUUCAUCUGAAGAGUGUGAGGCGAACGGAUAACGAGGACAUACAAAUCAAAGUCCUGAUGACGAAGAUCUUGCCUCCAAACUCUACAAUGUGCCUCCCGUUCUACAAUGUGGUGCUCAGGAGGUCAAUGAAAAUCAUCGGGAUGAAGCUGGUGGGUCGAAAUCAUUACAAACCAGAGGGCGCCAUCAUCCUUGGAAAACACCGGCUGCAAAUUUGGCCCGGUUAUUCAACCAGUGUGAAGCACUCGGACGGAGGCCUGUACCUGAACGUGGACGUGUCGCACAAAGUCCUGAGGACCGACUCGGUGCUGAACAUCAUGAACAUGCUGUACCAACAGAGCAAGGAGAACUUCCAGGACGAGUGCACCAAAGAGUUCGUCGGCAAAAUCGUCAUCACGCGCUACAACAACCGCACGUACCGCGUCGACCGCAUCGAGUGGGACAAGUCGCCCAAAGACACCUUCACCCUGAUGGACGGCACUGAGACCACCUUUGUGGAAUACUACAGCAAGAACUACGGGAUCACGAUCAAAGAGAUGGACCAACCUCUGCUCCUCAAUCGGCCGAAGGAGAGGGCCAAGCCGGGAGGAAAGCAAAUCAUCACCGGAGAGGUUCUGCUCGUGCCGGAGCUUUGCUUCAUGACAGGAAUCCCUGAGAAAAUGAAGAAGGACUUCAGAGCCAUGAAGGACCUGACCAUGCACAUCAAUGUGAGCGCAGAGCAGCACACACACGCCAUCAAACAGCUCCUGAAGAGCCUCACCAGCAACCCCGAGAGUGAGAAGGAGCUGAGCCGCUGGGGCCUGAACCUCGACUCCAACAUCUUCAUGGCUCAAGGAAGAGUCCUUCCUAUGGAAACCAUCUGUCUGCAGUCUUCCUCCUUCACCUGUGGCUCUGAUGUUUCCUGGUCCAGAGAGAUAGGCAGGGAUCCUUCCAUCAGCUCAAUCCCGAUGAACAUCUGGGGCAUCUUCUACCCUUGCCGCUGUGCAGAGAAGGCAGAGGAGCUCGUCUCUACCUUCAACAAGGUGGCCGGGCCCAUCGGGCUGAGGCUGGCGCGACCCAUCCACGUGGCGCUGAGGGACGACCGCACCGAGUCUUACGUCAAGGCCAUCCACUCUCAGAUCACCAGCGAGCCCAACAUGCAGCUGGUCGUGUGCAUCAUAGUGGGAAACAGAGAGGAUCUGUACAGCGCCAUCAAGAAGCUCUGCUGUGUCAGAAGCCCCAUCCCAUCCCAGGCCAUCAACGUACGGACCAUUUCCCAGCCGCUGAGGUUGAAGAGUGUGGCCCAAAAGAUUCUCCUGCAGAUGAACAGCAAGUUAGGAGGAGAGCUGUGGACGGUCAAUAUCCCUCUGAAAAACCUGAUGGUGGUCGGUGUGGACGUCCACCAUGACACCUGCAGAGCCCGUCAGUCAGUCAUGGGCUUUGUCGCAAGUGUGAACAGCUCAUUCACCCGCUGGUACUCCAGAGUCACUUUCCAGAGCCCGACUGAAGAACUGAUCAGUGGCUUUAGGGUUUGCUUACUGGCUGCAUUACAGAAGUACUACGAAGUGAACCACAACCUGCCGGAGAAGAUCGUGGUGUAUCGGGACGGCGUGUCGGACAGUCAGCUGAAGAUGGUGGAGCAGUACGAGAUCCCGCAGCUGAUCAAAUGCUUUGCGACUUUCCCCCACUACGAGCCCAAGCUGGUCUUCAUUGUGGUCCAGAAGCGCAUCAGCACCACCCUCUACUCCUUGUCUGGGAGCAGCGUGGGCACCCCUCCACCUGGAACCGUCCUGGAUCACACCCUCACUCAGAAAGACUGGAUGGAUUUCUUUCUGAUGGCACAUUCCAUCCGUCAAGGCUGUGCAAUCCCGACUCGCUACAUCACUCUGCACAACACGGCAAACCUCUCAUCGGAUCAUCUGCAAAGGUUGACUUUCAAGAUGUGCCAUAUGUACUGGAACUGGCCCGGCACCGUCCGAGUUCCCGCUCCCUGCAUGUACGCUCACAAGCUGGCCUUCCUGUCGGGCGACGUCCUGCACUCAGAGCCGGCCAUCCAGCUCUCUGACAAGCUCUUCUUCCUUUGAGUUCCACCUCCUCACAGAAAGACCACAAUCAUUAGAGCGAUUCAUAUACAAUUUAAAAGCCCGUGUUUUGAGUUUUAAAAUAUCUUUUAAGACAUUGUUCCUGUAGCUAAUUGCAAGAAAUUCACUUCACUAUUGCAGACAGUGUUAUUGCAUAAAAGUGGUGUCUUAGUGUUCACGUCAUUGCAUAGCAGGGGGGUCCUAGUCACUAUUGUGAUGUGUGUACCAGUGGCUGUAAAGUCUGACCGCUGCAGGAAGGAAGGACCUGUGGUAUCUGUCCGUUGAGACGGGGUGUCCUGGAGGCGGGACACGUCCAGCAAAAGAUGACGGCCUGUUUGCCAUUCUCCUGUCCCACACCCCGCCCCUGGUCUCCCCAGGACAGAGCUGGCCUUAACCCUUCUCUUGCAGUUCGGGUCAAAUCUGACUUUGUUUAUUAUAAAUAUAAUAAAAACAUUUUUCAUCCAA
Eleginops maclovinus (Patagonian blennie) is the source of this 3582-nucleotide messenger RNA. It is a transcript of the gene piwil2, whose product is annotated as piwi-like RNA-mediated gene silencing 2. Gene Ontology annotation, cellular component: P granule. The transcript is spliced from 23 exons. The record is from RefSeq and is a predicted model, not a curated record. The coding region runs from base 1 to 3120 and encodes 1039 amino acids. Lineage: Eukaryota; Metazoa; Chordata; Actinopteri; Perciformes; Eleginopidae. Gene Ontology annotation, molecular function: piRNA binding; protein binding; RNA endonuclease activity. Gene Ontology annotation, biological process: regulatory ncRNA-mediated gene silencing.